ACGAUCGUGCAAGGAAAAAUGAUAGACGGACACCUGCACCGAUGAGCUUGCCGACACUCUUCAAUUCGUGUCAUAAUGGAAUACAGAACCAGACGUGGUGGUAUACAAGCAGCGUACGCUAAGGACUGAACUCGGGAUAUGAUAUAUGUAUUUUAAAGAAAAACUUUACAAACCGCGUUUGAAGAGACAUUCACGAUGGGUAUACACACAUUCAUAUCCCGCAAGAAGAUGCUUGCCUUUAUUUCACUCUUGACGGUUUCAUUGGCCUUAUUCAUCAUUAAAGGAUUUUCUGACAACAUUUCUUAUCUAAGAAAUCGUUAUGAGCCAUCAACGAUGCGUAAUGUUCCCAAGAAUAAAAAUACAAAAAUGCCUGGUUCUCUCUCUGUAGAAGAUAUUCAACAUAAAAGACGUUCACAUCUACGCGAGACUUGUGAGCGUUUAGGCGCCAAGAAAUAUUCAGAAAUCGUUGAUAGGCUGGACGCAGACACAUUGAAAAAAGCGGGUAACAUCUUUGUACUAGACAAGUACAAAACUAUUUUCUGUUACGUGCCUAAAACUGGUUGCACAACUUGGAAGCGUAUGCUCCUCCUGCUAAAUGGGAAUAUCAAUGCAACAGAAGAUAUAAGUCACGAGGCCGUUCAUUAUAUGGCCUUCGAACACAUACCAACAUUGCGUACAUUUAACCUGAAAGAUGCACAAGAGAGAUUAACAAAUUACAGUAAAUUUGUAUUUGUUCGCGAGCCGUUUUCUCGGAUCUUGUCAGCAUUUCGCGAUAAAUUUGAAGUGAAUAAUCCCAUCAAAAAUCAUUAUGCUCCCCGUAUGGUCAAAAAAUCUAAAAACUCGGGAAAAACAAAGGAUAAGAACAUCAACGUUACUUUUGGUAAUUUCGUUGAUUACGUCAGCGACCCCUGGAAUGUGCUCGGCGAUCCUGCCGAAGAACACUGGAGGGAAAUGUUUCGUCUGUGCUCACCGUGCCAAGUUCCAUACGAUUAUAUCGGCCAUUUUGAAACCUUCAAAGAAGAUUUUCGUGAUAGUAUGCAGCAAAUCACCAAAGGUGACAAUAUAAUGAUUCCCGAGCCCUCAAACCCAACUAACAGCAGUCGCUCAGCAAUUUUUGACAAGUACUACUCGCAACUUAGUUCUUUACAAUUAGAAUCACUGUACAAACGACUAGCAACAGAUAUUGAAUUGUUUAACUACCAAGUACCAGCCUCUAUAGAGAAUCGUAUGAACACUUCUUAUUCCAUCUGGGACAGCACUGAUGAAAAAAAAGAGCAUCAUGAGUAGGCUACUAUAGCCUGUUCUUCUAGGGGCUGUGAAUUGAGGAUUACAAUCAUUGUCAAUUAAGAAAACAACAGUCACUGCUAAUCGAUCAUUUUGUUGAAAAAGGCCUUUAAAGGGCAUACUUUCAGUAAUGACACGUUCAAAUAUGAAUGUUUAUCAAUGUUUUUAUAGCUGCCCAUUUAUAGGGUUGCACUAUUUCUAUUCCGUCAGUACAUAAUUACAAAGAACGUCCCCAGAAAAGGUUUUCAAACUUUUAAUAAUAAAUGUGGAUGGAGAGUAAUAUAUGUUAUCGAAAAUGUUUAAAGGGGAAGUCUACCCUGAUAGUGAGUUUGUUUGAAUAGAAGCAGAAAAUGAGAGGAACAGCUCAGCGAAAGUUUGAGCAAAUACCGAUUAAAACAAUAAAGUGAUGAAUUUUUGAAGUUGCGAUCAAGCAAACGUAAAUUGGCAAGACUGUGACGUAUCAUGCGAGCUCCUCUCAAAUUUGCUGGGUAGGCCUAUAUUAAAUUUCAUGAACUUUUAAUUACUUCGUUAAUGACGCACUAUAUUUUUCCAUACAGGGGUUGUAUAGAGACAUAAUUUGCAAUAUUAAUUUGAAUGGUGAAUGUAUGAGUGAAGUUUCCUAAACUUAAAGAGAAAUAUAACUUUUUUAGUACGAGCCAAAAAAGUAGGGGAUCGACCUCGCAAGAUAUGUUGCAGAGUUGCCAAUUUGUAUUUGAAUGAUCGCUCUUAAAAAACAAACUUUUAACUUUCUUAUUUUUUAAUAUAGGUUUUAGCUAAACUUUCACUUACCGUUUCUCUCAUUUUGCCCUUUUAUUAAAACCAACUUAAUAAUGACCAGGGUUGACUUCACCUUUAAAUGAGUAUCUUCGUGAUGCAUAGCUGAAAAAUCAUUUCCUUUUUUUAGAAAACUUUAUUUUUAUUCUUCUCUUCAGCUUAUGUAUUUCAAGAAAAACAGAGAUGAAGGUUUCAUUUUUUUGUGUCGAUCAAAAAAAUCGAAUCCAUUCUCAUUAAUUUUAUUGCUUUAUAGAAUAGCAAGUUCGCUAGAAAGUUAUGGCACGAUUUUAGAAGCUCCUUUCUGUAACUUCAUAGGUAGGAAUCUAAAGCUGGCCUAUCAAGAAGGAGCGUGGUUAAUGGUUUUGUUUCGGGAGGUAUCAUGAAGCUGUAGUAUUUUCCUCAUUUCAUCCUUUUUCAUUUCUUAAUGUCAUUUGUUAUUUUGCAAACCCAAUUUGGGAGGACAUUGCCCUCUGACAUUAUGCCAGGCACUGCCCCUAUAUAUUUAUCAACAAGUGUCAGCAUAAUGGCUUCAAUGUCCCUGUACCUGGUAAUCACCAGUGACUCAUUCUCCCUUCCCAGAAUUUAGUAUAGAACUCUCUUUGUUUUAUCCUGCCUCCCAAGAAGGAUGAAAACAACAUCUUCUCUCUAACUUUCUUCACUACGACACUUCUCAAAGUUCUUCAUCGAAGUAACACGUCGAUUUGAGAAUGUCGCCUCUAUCACAAUUUGCUUCAUGCAUACACAAGGAGCAAAUCCUUCUACAAUUCUAACCUCCUGCAUUUCAAUUGGAGAAUUCUCUUCCAUGCCUAUCACCUCUUGUAUGGCACAUCAACUCUUUAUCCUGCCGUCUUCAAAGGACUGGCAGUCUUGCAGUGGAACGUCUAAAUCAGGAACCGACAUGGCUCCUGAUUCUCCGCUGGGAGCUGCUAGCUUCUUCGUUCCGGUAGCUUCUUCUUCACACACGAGCUCGAUUCACUGUAGCUCGCCUGAACUUUCAUCAAUGAGUCCAUCUCACUGCAACUCUGAUGAUUUCACUUCAAAGUCCGGCUCAUCGAUCCAGCAUCGAGCGACUCACUGCUCUUCACGAUCACCACUAUACCGGCUUUGAUGUCAACAUUUCAACCUGGGCCUCCGACAUCGAGCGACUCACUGCCUCGUCGUCGAGCGCCACAUUUCUUCUCUUCUCUUCUCUUCUCUUCUCGCCCGAGCGCUACAUUCAUCAUCAUCAUGAGCGUCGGCAUCGACAUCGCGUUCUUCUCGGCUCUUCAGCCACGUCAACGAAGUCGCGUUUCCAUCAUCAAGCCUCCGCACAAUCAUCGCGUGAGCCCCUUUCUUCGUUUCACCCGUCAUCAUCUUCAUGGACUUUCGACGUCAUUUAUACCAUUGUCGUAUAAGCUCUAUUUAUUCAUCGCAUUUGAUUUAUUCAUGUCCAUCUCAUACAUGACCAUUUAAACUCCGUGCAAUAUCCACGAUCCUAUUGUGAUUCACAUUCAGAAUCAUUUAUUCGCCUGACUGACUUCACUUGCAAGUGUUAGUCUAUCAUAUUUAUUCUUCAAUAAAAUAACGAAAAGGGAA
Messenger RNA from Strongylocentrotus purpuratus (purple sea urchin), 3633 nucleotides. RefSeq names its product carbohydrate sulfotransferase 11-like. NCBI's taxonomy places the organism in Eukaryota, Metazoa, Echinodermata, Echinoidea, Camarodonta, Strongylocentrotidae. Gene Ontology annotation, molecular function: sulfotransferase activity. The record is from RefSeq and is a predicted model, not a curated record. Bases 196 to 1287 code for a protein of 363 amino acids. Gene Ontology annotation, biological process: carbohydrate biosynthetic process. The transcript is spliced from 3 exons. Gene Ontology annotation, cellular component: membrane.